CCUCACUGCCUUAAGAUUUGUCUCCUUCAGAAAACCGUCCAUGUUCAAUGUACAUAAAACUAUGUAAGAAAAAACAAAAAACGAAAAAAACUAUCAUCAUAUGAUAAGAAUAAGAGAGGAUACCCACUAGCUUUUUGUCUCGCAGUAUUUUACCAUCAUCUAGCUACCAGGUACCACACCGUCAAAAGAACCAUGGGAGAGGUUGAUUCAGCUUUCAUCCAAGCCACCGGGCACAGGCCUAAACUCGAUACUACCGAAGUCGAGGGAAUCCCACUUAUUGACCUGUCUAUAUCUGACACCAGAGAUAUCAAAGAACUUGUUUCAGAGAUUGGAAACGCGUGCCAAAGGUGGGGAUUUUUUCAAGUGAUCAAUCAUGGGGUGCCUUUGGAAUUGUGCGCAAGGAUUAAGAAAGCAGCAAAAACAUUCUUUGAUCAGACCAUGGAGGAAAAGCGGAAAGUUAAACGAGAUGAAGUGAAUGCUAUGGGCUACCAUGAUAGCGAGCACACAAAGAAUGUCAGAGACUGGAAGGAGGUCUUUGAUUUCUUGUUAAAAGAUCCAAGUUUUGUCGCUGCUUCGCCUGAGCCAGAGGAUAAAGAAAUAAGGACGCUGACUAACCAGUGGCCUGAGAACCCUCCCGAGUUCAGGAAUGUAUGCCAGGAGUAUGCUCGAGAGGUGGAAAAACUCGGUUACAAGCUGUUGGAACUCAUCUCCUUAAGCUUAGGAUUGCCGGCUAACCAGUUGACUGGCUGCUUCAAAGACCAUAUUACCAUGUUAAGGCUUAAUUACUAUCCUCCUUGCACUUGCCCUGACCUAGCACUGGGGGUUGGUCGACACAAGGAUGCUAGUGCCAUAACUAUCCUUGCCCAGGAUGAUGUUGGAGGACUACAAGUAAAGAGAAAAUCAGAUGGAGAUUGGAUUCCAGUUAAACCAAUCCCAAAUGCCUUGAUCAUCAAUGUUGGUGAUACUGUUCAGGUCUGGAGUAAUGAAUUUUAUGAGAGUGUGGAGCACAGGGUGGUGGUGAACUCCGAAAGGGAAAGGUUUUCAGUGCCUGUCUUCUUUUUCCCUUCUCACUAUGUUAUGGUGAAGCCACUGGAGGAGCUAGUGAAUGAGCAAAAUCCAGCAAAGUAUAAAGAAUACAACUUUGGAAAGUUUUUUGUUGCUAGAAACCGCAGUGAUUAUAAGAAGCUUGAGGUUGAAAACAUUCAAAUUCAUAAUUUUAAGAUAUCUGACUGAUGUAUGCACAUCUGCUAGUAAAUCACCUGGAUUCUGCUUGUUGUAAUUUAUACGCUAUGAAACCAUGAUAUCAGAUAAAAAGAAUCUUUCUUAUCUCCCCAAGAUUAGGCUUCCAUAGAUAAAUUCCGAGGUUAGUUUCCUUGUACUCCUUUCUUAACACUCUUUUUUUUUUUUGCAGCAUAUACCUUUGUUCUCUUCUUUGAUCAGUUUUAUGUUUACAUUUUACA
This is a messenger RNA of Durio zibethinus, 1460 nucleotides long. Its product is annotated as protein LATERAL BRANCHING OXIDOREDUCTASE 1-like. Lineage: Eukaryota; Viridiplantae; Streptophyta; Magnoliopsida; Malvales; Malvaceae. The record is from RefSeq and is a predicted model, not a curated record.